Messenger RNA from Scleropages formosus (Asian bonytongue), 4486 nucleotides. Its product is annotated as mucin-2-like. The coding region runs from base 65 to 4093 and encodes 1342 amino acids. Gene Ontology annotation, molecular function: protein binding. NCBI's taxonomy places the organism in Eukaryota, Metazoa, Chordata, Actinopteri, Osteoglossiformes, Osteoglossidae. The transcript is spliced from 7 exons. The record is from RefSeq and is a predicted model, not a curated record.
CACAACUGAAACAACGACAACUCCCACAACAAUUGAAACAACAACCACUCCAACGACAUCCGCAAUGUCGACCACUAUUGAAACAACUACAACUCCCAUGACAACUGAAACAAGUACCACCCCGACGACAACCGCAACAUCGACCACUAUUGAAACAACUACAGCUUCCUCGACGACUGAAACUACAACUACUACUCCGACAACUACCGUAACGUCAACCACUAGUGAAACACCUACCACUGCCACAGUUGCCGAAGCAACUACCACCCCGAUAAAAACCGCAAUGUCGACCACAUUUGAAACACCAACAACUCCCACAACUACUGAAACAACAACCACAUCCGAACCCAGCAGGACCACAACUGAACUGACCACCACAACAACUUAUUCAACCACAAACACUACUGAACCUUUCACCACAGCAACUGCCCUGACAACAACAAUUGAACUCACCACAACAACAACUGAACUUUUCUCCACUACAACUUAUUCCACCACCACAACAUCUACAACUCCAAUUACUUCCAAUGGCCCCACCACUACAACCGUAACCUCUACUACUCUUACCACUACCAAAGCCCCUACCACUCCAACUGUAACCUCUACGACUCCAACCACUACCAAAACCCCCACCACUUCAACCGUAACCUCUACUACUCCAACGACUACCAAACCCCCCACCACUACAACCAUGACAUCUACUACUCCAACCACUACAACUGUCAUCUCUAGUACUCCAACCACUACCAAAACCCCCACCACUUCAACCGUAACCUCUACUACUCCAACCACUACCAAACCCCCCACCACUACAACCGUGACAUCUACUACUCCAACCACUACAACUGUCAUCUCUAGUACUCCAACCACUACCAAAACCCCCACCACUUCAACCGUAACCUCUACUACUCCAACCACUACCAAACCCCCCACCACUACAACCGUGACAUCUACUACUCCAACCACUACAACUGUCAUCUCUAGUACUCCAACCACUACCAAAACCCCCACCACUUCAACCGUAACCUCUACUACUCCAACGACUACCAAACCCCCCACCACUACAACCAUGAUAUCUACUACUCCAACCACUACAACUGUCAUCUCUAGUACUCCAACCACUACCAAAACCCCCACCACUUCAACCGUAACCUCUACUACUCCAACCACUACCAAACCCCCCACCACUACAACCGUGACAUCUACUACUCCAACCACUACAACUGUCAUCUCUAGUACUCCAACCACUACCAAAACCCCCACCACUUCAACCGUAACCUCUACUACUCCAACCACUACCAAACCCCCCACCACUACAACCGUGACAUCUACUACUCCAACCACUACAACUGUCAUCUCUAGUACUCCAACCACUACCAAAACCCCCACCACUUCAACCGUAACCUCUACUACUCCAACCACUACCAAACCCCCCACUACAACCGUGACAUCUACUACUCCAACCACUACAACUGUCAUCUCUAGUACUCCAACCACUACCAAAACCCCCACCACUUCAACCGUAACCUCUACUACUCCAACCACUACCAAACCCCCCACCACUACAACCGUGACAUCUACUACUCCAACCACUACAACUGUCAUCUCUAGUACUCCAACCACUACCAAAACCCCCACCACUUCAACCGUAACCUCUACUACUCCAACGACUACCAAACCCCCCACCACUACAACCAUGAUAUCUACUACUCCAACCACUACAACUGUCAUCUCUAGUACUCCAACCACUACCAAAACCCCCACCACUUCAACCGUAACCUCUACUACUCCAACCACUACCAAACCCCCCACCACUACAACCGUGACAUCUACUACUCCAACCACUACAACUGUCAUCUCUAGUACUCCAACCACUACCAAAACCCCCACCACUUCAACCGUAACCUCUACUACUCCAACCACUACCAAACCCCCCACCACUACAACCGUGACAUCUACUACUCCAACCACUACAACUGUCAUCUCUAGUACUCCAACCACUACCAAAACCCCCACCACUUCAACCGUAACCUCUACUACUCCAACCACUACCAAACCCCCCACUACAACCGUGACAUCUACUACUCCAACCACUACAACUGUCAUCUCUAGUACUCCAACCACUACCAAAACCCCCACCACUACAACUGUCAUCUCUACUACUCCAACGACUACCAAACCCCCCACCACUACAACCAUGACAUCUACUACUCCAACCACUACAACUGUCAUCUCUAGUACUCCAACCACUAGCAAAGGCCCCACCACUACAACUGUCAUCUCUACUACUCCAACGACUACCAAAGCCCCCACCACUACAACCGUGACAUCUACCACUCCAGGCACUACAACCGUAACCUCUACUACUCCAACCACUACAAAACCCCCCACCACUACAACCAUGACAUCUACUACUCCAACCACUACAACUGUCAUCUCUAGUACUCCAACCACUACCAAAGGCCCCACCACUACAACUGUCAUCUCUACUACUCCAACGACUACCAAAGCCCCAACCACUACAGCCGUGACAUCUACCGCUCCAACCACUACCAAAGCCCCAACCACUACAACCGUAACCUCUACUACUCCAGCCACUACCAAAGCCCCCACCACUACAACUGUGACAUCUACCACUCCAGCCACUACAACCGUAAUCUCUACUACUCCAACCACUACCAAAGCCCCAACCACUACAACCGUAACCUCUACUACUGCAGCCACUACCAAAGCCCCCACCACUACAACUGUGACAUCUACCACUCCAGCCACUACAACCGUAACCUCUACUACUCCAACCACUACCAAAGCUCCCACCACUACAACCGUGACAUCUACCACUCCAGCCACUACAACCGUAACCUCUACUACUCCAACCACUACCAAAGCUCCCACCACUACAACCGUGACAUCCACCACUCCAGCCACUACAACCGUAACCUCUACUACUCCAACCACUACAAAAGCCUCCACCAGUACAACCAUGACAUCUACUAGCACUUCAACAACUCAAGCAGACUCAACUGCAGCAUCCACCAAAUUUGAAACUUUGCUGACCACAUUUCCGCAAACAACACUAUCAACAACAACUGCAGAAGUCUCAAGAAACAAUGUGGUGCUUUUGAGCUUCAAAAUGACUUUGGUGUUUAUACCAGCUCUAAAUGACAACAAUUCACCAGAAUUUCAAUCUUUGUCAGUGACGGUCACCAUUGAGUUGAAUUCCUUGUACAGCAAGAUUUACAAGAACUUCAUCACCUGCAUUGUCCUUGGUUUCUGGCCUGGCUCAGUAGGAGUGGACACCAAACUGAUCUUCAGCAAUGAAACUUCACUCCCCAAUGUUACUAAUGUGAAAGAAACGCUGUUGGAAGCAACCAACACAACAUCCAUAUUAAAAAUUAAUUCAACCACCAUUAUUGCCGAAAUACCAGCCGCCGCCACCACCACAGUUUCUCCGAACAGCACCAGCCUUACAUCAGCUGCCACCUCAUCACUCCCCACGAAAACAGCGGAGUCUACAUCAAGCGCACCUCCCACAACACUUAUGUCUACGACCACAGCUUCUACCGAUCCUCCUGGUCCAACGGAAGGUUACCUCAAUCUGACCUUCAGAAUCAACCAAACAUUUUUUGCACCCUUGGGAAACAGAUCGUCUCUCGAGUUCAAGGCCUUGGCACAGAACAUCACAACUGGGCUGACUAACAUGUUCAGAGCAAUCUACAAGGACAUUUUCCUGAGGUGUUAUAUCAUAGGAUUCUGGAAUGGGUCUACAGGAGUGGACACCAACUUGAUCUUUACGAAUCAGUCGGUGGUUCCCAAUGCUACCAGCGUCGAGAACUAUUUUAAGGAAGGAAUCGGCUCUUCAGCAGUCUUCCAAAAUGUGAUCUUAUCCAGCAUUCACGCAGCAGUGCCAGGCUCCACCACAAACACGACCAGCACGCCUGCCGUGACAGGAACAAUAGCGACCAGCUCUGCCAGUCCCUCCACGACAUCCAAGGCAUUCAGCAGUUUCACGUCAACCAACAGGCCAAAGGAAGUGGCUGCUCUUCUAAUCCCAGUUAUUCUGGUUCAUUUUUAUUGGCCUAGCUGGACAUGAAAAAUGCAGUUCAUCUGAAAAUAUCACACAAUACACUGAGUAUAUAUUUUUAGAGAUUGUUAAUCAUUUAUAUUCCUUGAACUCAUUUCGUUAAGUCUACUACUGUAUAAGUUAUGCCUUAAUACUCUUUUCCAAUUAAAAUGUAGGCAUAUUUUUUCCACAGGGGGAAAAAAUUCAAUAUCAUGAGUAUUGUUGAAUCGUCAAUACAUGAUAUUCAUGCAGUUAAGAACUGCUCUUUUUAAUAUCAUGCGCUACACUGGAGAUUGAACGUAUUGUUUUUGGGGUAUGUUAAUGUUUUAUUUGUCAUUUUAAUUCCUCUGAUAUUUCCUCAUAAAUUAUAAUGCUUUCCCACAAUUGUGUAAGGUUUUUUAAAUUAAAAAUAUAUAUAUAUAU